Molecule: messenger RNA, 3986 nt
Organism: Patella vulgata (common limpet)
Lineage: Eukaryota; Metazoa; Mollusca; Gastropoda; Patellidae
Product: DNA topoisomerase 2-alpha
Exons: 25
Coding region: 150-3986 (1278 amino acids)
Biological process (GO): sister chromatid segregation; DNA topological change; resolution of meiotic recombination intermediates
Cellular component (GO): nucleus
Molecular function (GO): ATP binding; DNA binding; DNA topoisomerase type II (double strand cut, ATP-hydrolyzing) activity
Source: RefSeq, a predicted model, not a curated record
UGUGCGUUGAGUGUUGAAAUUAAGCAGCAAUUUUUCGCUCGCUAAUUUUCAAUGGCCGUCGGCCGAAACUCCUUUUAGAAGCACUAGAUCUUGCAAAAAGAAAACCUGGGCACAUAUACACAAGUGAUCUGUUACACCAAGAAAAAGUCAUGGAAGAGGAAAUGCCUCUGGGUGCUGGGGAUGGUCCACCGAUCAGUAAUAAUGCUAACAAAAGAUUAUCCGUUGAAAGAAUUUAUCAGAAGAAAUCCCAGUUAGAACACAUUUUACUACGUCCUGAUACUUAUAUCGGUUCUGUUGAAAGAGUAACACAGCCAAUGUGGGUAUUUGAUGAAGAGAAAGCUAUGAUGAUACAACGAGAAGUAACCUUUGUGCCUGGUCUAUUUAAAAUAUUUGAUGAAAUUCUUGUAAAUGCAGCAGAUAACAAACAGAGGGAUGCUAACAUGAAUACCAUUAAAAUCAAUAUAGAUGCUGAAAAUAAUCAGAUAUCAGUGUGGAACAAUGGUAAAGGUAUUCCGGUGGUUGAACAUAAGACAGAGAAAAUGUAUGUACCAACUAUGAUCUUUGGUCAUCUACUUACCUCCAGUAAUUACAAUGAUUUUGAGAAAAAAGUAACAGGUGGACGAAAUGGUUAUGGUGCUAAAUUGUGUAAUAUUUUUAGUACUAAAUUUACAGUAGAAACAUCCUCUGGAGAAUACAAAAAAUGCUUUAGACAGACAUGGCAGAAAAAUAUGGGUUUCACAAAAGAGCCAACAAUCAAGGAUGCAAAGUCUGAUGAUUUUACAUGUGUAUCAUUCUCCCCGGAUUUAUCUAAGUUUAAAAUGGAAUGCUUAGAUAAAGAUAUAGUAGAUGUGUUUAGCAGACGUGCUUAUGAUAUCGCUGGUUCUACUAAAGGCGUUAAGGUUAUACUGAACGGCAAACGAAUUCCUGUUAAAAACUUCAAAGAAUAUAUUAAUCUAUUUAUAAAAGAUAAAGAAGAUGAAAACGGUCAACCAUUAAAGAUAGUUUACAGUGAUGUCAAUCCAAGAUGGGAAGUAGCACUUACUCUCAGUGAUAAAGGUUUUCAACAAGCUAGUUUCGUCAAUAGUAUAGCAACAACUAAGGGUGGCAGACAUAUUGAUCAUGUAUCAGAUCAGAUUGUAAAGAAACUGAUAGAAAUUGUACAGAAGAAGGAUAAAGGAGGAAUUAAGAUUAAACCCUUCCAGAUUAAGAAUCAUUUAUGGGUUUUUGUCAAUUGUUUGAUUGAGAAUCCCACUUUUGAUUCACAAACUAAAGAGAACAUGACUUUACAACCCAAGAGUUUUGGGUCCAAAUGUUCAUUAACGGACGACUUCAUGAAACAGGCUAGUAAAUGUGGUAUUGUGGAGAGUAUAUUGAGUUGGAUGAAGUUCAAGGCACAAACUCAACUUAACAAGAAAAGUGGCUCAAAAAACUCAAAGUUAAAGGGUAUCCCUAAAUUAGACGAUGCUAACAACGCUGGUACCAAAUCUUCUCAAUCCUGUACUCUCAUCUUAACGGAGGGAGACUCAGCCAAAUCUUUGGCUGUAGCAGGUUUAGGUGUGAUUGGACGUGAUAAAUAUGGUGUGUUUCCAUUACGUGGUAAACUUCUCAAUGUACGGGAAGCUUCACACAAACAGAUUAUGGAUAAUGCAGAAAUCAACAAUAUUAUUAAAAUAAUGGGUCUACAGUUCAAAAACAAAUACAAUGAACCAGAAGAUUUGAAAACAUUACGCUACGGAAAGCUGAUGAUAAUGACAGAUCAGGAUCACGAUGGUUCACAUAUUAAAGGACUUUUAGUUAAUUUUAUACAUCACUUCUGGCCUAAUUUAUUAAAAUAUAAUGUUGUUGAACAGUUUAUUACACCUAUUGUCAAGGCAUUUAAAGGUAAAAAUGAACAUGCAUUCUACAGUAUGCCAGAAUUUGAAGAAUGGCAAAAAGAAACACCCAACUUUCACACCUGGAAGAUCAAAUACUACAAAGGUUUGGGAACCAGCACAGCGAAAGAAGCUAAAGAAUAUUUCACAGAUAUUGAACGACAUCGUAUUAGAUUUAAGUAUGGUGGAGCAGAAGACGAUGCCUCCAUUACACUAGCUUUCAGUAAAAAGAAAAUAGAAGAUAGAAAAACGUGGUUAACAAACUUUAUGGAAGACAGAAAGAGACGCAAUGAACUGGGAUUGCCAGAGUUGUAUCUGUAUGGUAAAGAAACACAAAGGGUGACAUUUAAUGAAUUUAUUAAUAAAGAACUCAUUCUGUUCAGUGAAGUUGAUAAUAUCCGAUCUAUACCUUCUAUGGUAGAUGGGUUUAAACCAGGACAGAGAAAGGUCAUAUUUACCUGUUUUAAGAGAAAUAUCACAAAAGAAAUAAAAGUUGCCCAGUUAGCUGGUUCUGUUGGAGAACAUUCAGCUUAUCAUCAUGGAGAGGCUUCAUUGAUGGGAACAAUUGUGAAUUUGGCACAAAAUUUUGUGGGUUCCAAUAAUAUGAACUUACUGAUGCCACAAGGUCAAUUUGGUACACGAUUACAUGGCGGUAAAGAUGCUGCCAGCCCUCGAUACAUUUUUACUUAUUUAAAUCCAUUGACAAGGUUAGUGUUUAGUCCAUUAGAUGAUGCAUUAUUAAAACAUCUAUACGAUGAUAAUCAGAAGAUUGAACCCGAAUGGUACAUACCAAUAAUACCAAUGGUAUUAGUCAAUGGUGCUGAUGGUAUCGGUACAGGAUGGAGUACAAAGAUUCAAAACUUUGAUAUUAGAGAAAUCGUAGCAAAUCUGAAACGAAUGUUGGAUGGAGAUGAGCCAUUAAAAAUGCUGCCAUCUUUUAAGAACUUUAAGGGAACAAUAGAUGAACUAUCAGAGAGUCGUUAUGUAAUUAGCGGAGAGAUUUCUAUUCUUGAUGAUAAUACAAUAGAGAUAUCGGAAUUACCUGUUCGAGUAUGGACACAAAAUUAUAAAGAAGAUGUUCUAGAACCUAUGUUACAUGGUACAGAUAAAACAGAAGCUAUGAUCACUGACUAUAAAGAAUACCAUACAGAAUCAACUGUUAGAUUUGUAGUUAAAAUGACAACACAGAAAUUAGCACAGGCUGAAGCACAGGGUAUCCAUAAAGUUUUUAAAAUCCAGAACUCCUGUACAACUAACAGUAUGGUAUUAUUUGAUCAUAAUGGUUGUAUUAGACGCUAUGAUAAAGCUGAAGAUAUACUCAAAGAUUUCUAUGAACUACGUUUCAAAUAUUAUAUCAUGCGAAAGAAUUAUAUGGAAGGCAUGUUGGAAGCAGAAUCAAAUAAAUUAGAUAAUAUUGCUCGAUUUAUUUUGGAAAAGAUUGAAGGAACUAUUGUCAUUGAAAAUAAAAGAAAGAAAGAUAUUAUACAGAUGUUAGUUAGACAUGGUUAUGAUAGUGAUCCUGUUAAAGCAUGGAAGGCAGCACAAAAUAAAGGACAGGUUGAAGAGGAAGAAUCUCAAGAAUCACAAAGUGAAGAAGAUAUGGAUGGUCCAGAUUAUAAUUAUUUACUUUCAUUACAAUUGUGGAGUCUGUCUAAGGAAAAGAAAGAUGAAUUAUUAAAACAAAAAGAAGCAAAGGCAAAAGAAUUAUCUAUAUUAAAAACUAAAACCCCUUCCGUAUUAUGGAAGGAAGAUUUAGAGAUCUUCCUUACUCAACUUAAUGAAAAAGAACAACAAGAACGUGAUGAUGAAGAAGCCAUUAAAAAGAAAGGUGCUAGUAAAGGUGGUAAAUUAAAAUCAAGAACACUACAGUUAGAAACCAUGCCUUCACCACAUGGUAUUCGUGUUGUUCCUAGAGUUGAUUCCGCCAUUAAACUCAAAGCUGAAAAGGCAGACAACAAGAAAGGAAGUAAAAAGGUAUGGAUAAAUGCUAAUAAAAUUAACUAUUCGUUUGGAGAAUCAGAAGAUGGUAUCAGUUCCGACUCAGAUAAUGAUGAUGAAUUUAAACCAACAGAGAAUAACGAAAAUCAUUCUGAACCUGUUGUUCUACCAAGGUAA